Messenger RNA from Petromyzon marinus (sea lamprey), 7324 nucleotides. RefSeq names its product G protein subunit gamma 7 (gene GNG7). Gene Ontology annotation, molecular function: G-protein beta-subunit binding. Gene Ontology annotation, biological process: G protein-coupled receptor signaling pathway. Lineage: Eukaryota; Metazoa; Chordata; Hyperoartia; Petromyzontiformes; Petromyzontidae. The record is from RefSeq and is a predicted model, not a curated record. Gene Ontology annotation, cellular component: heterotrimeric G-protein complex.
CAUCGCUUCCGGGUUAACAGUCACGGCGGCGGAAGUGAGACAUUCGCUACGACAAGGGGGGGGGGGGGGGUUACGCGAAAUCUGCCUUCGGUGCUACAUCCUGUCUCCUGCCUCGCACUCCCUUGCCUCGUCGUCCACCUCGUCGUCCCAAGGAGCCUUGCCAGGUGAAUUGCUGCAGCCAAGCGCCAACGGCCUGCAGUGCCAUCUACAACCAAGCCCCGGACUCGAACCCAGCAGCUCAGCGGUGCCGACUCAGCAUUCUCUGACCCCACCCCCUCCACUGAGCCCGCCCUUCCGGUGCGAAGCCAAAACGGUGCGAGAGCCCACGCCUGUGACCUGAGCCCCGGAGAACUACAGCCGAGCGCCACCAGCCGCCAGCCGCCAACCGCCAGCAAUGUCCAGCACCAACAACAUCGCACAGGCACGCAAGAUGGUGGAGCAGCUGAGGAUAGAGGCGAGCAUGGAGCGGGUAAAGGUGUCCAAGGCCGCCUCGGACCUGAUGCGGUACUGCAACGAGCACGCCAAGUCCGAUCCGCUGCUGGUGGGGAUUCCCAACUCCGAGAAUCCCUUCAAGGACAAGAAGCCAUGCACCAUCCUGUGAUGUCUGCACAGCUAGCAGCACGCACGCACACACGCACGUACGCACGCAUACCUUACACAUGCACACGUACACACGUACCUUACACACGCACCUUACACACGCACGCACACGCACUUAUCUGCUACACUUCUGGUCCAGCAGCCACGGCCUAAUCCAGGCACACGCGCGGGAGGUCUGGCGGGCAACGAUAACCGCCUGGCGUGACACUAUUUGGCCACCCGGCGCCCAGAUUUUCGCAAAACGCCUGCACGUAGUCGAUUUGGCCCCCAUUAGGUCAGUCCGUUGGCCUGUUACCAACCGCUCAGCCGACGUCUGCACGCAUGGACACACACGUACGCGCACACAGAUGCAGAAUACACUCAGAGACGUACCCCGUCUAACCCUGUUAGCACGUAGGGACAAGUGCUGUAAGCGAGCACCUAUCGAGGCAGUGAAAGCGCAUCAAGCGGCGGUGGUGUGGUGUGGUCGACGCCGCCGCGCGUGCCCAGCCGCCUUUGUCUCCCCAGCGCCAGUGUUAGAUCGCCACGGCAGGUGCACGUUUUAAGGCUGAGUCGACCUCGGGGAGGAAGGGGUUUAUAGAUGGGGUUUAUAGGUGCGAUGUGCCACUGAUGACUUGUCGCGGCAGGCAGGGAAUCGAGCCCGUGUGGCUGGGAUUACUAGUGCAGCGAGUGAACCACUGCACCACCGCACUCUCAAACACACACACACGCUCACAUUCACACGCAUUCGCGCGCACACACACACGGGCACCCAUCAUUUGUGUUCAUCAACAAGAAAACACAGCACCCCCCACCCCCUUCCGACUGACUGGCUGACGGGUUCGAUCCACGGUAGCAAGUGUGAUUGUGGGAAGGGGAGGAGGGGGGGGGAGGAGGUUGUAACCUCCCUCCCCGCCUCUCUCCAAUUCCAGUCGCCCCCCAAGCUGGCACCGCUGAUGAGUAGGUAUGUAACGAUGCAUCGAUUGGUGGGCCAGGGUCGAUUCGCACGCUCGCGUGAGAGUCGACUUUGUUUUGCUUCCUGUACCGUCGUCUUUUUGUUGUCUUCUCCGUGCGUUUGGUUCUCGUGGAGAAACCCUGGCAGCCACUCGCGACGCAACUCUUUCACCGCGAUGGGAAUUUAAAUAAGAUCGUCAUCUGCAUAAUCGAUUACCGAAUCGAUUCGACCCCCGCCUUCCCCCCCCCCCACCGCCUCCCCCCCCUCCCCCCUAAUUGUGACGGUUGCCAAAUCCUUGCAAUGUGCCGACAAAGUUAAAUUGUGCGAAGCGUGUCUGUGCGCUGUCCUGGUGGAUUAUAGGUAAAUCAUAUUCUAAACGAAUAAACAACAAAAAAUCCAAGGAUCAGCUUUGUCACCAACAAACAUUUUUUUUAUUACAUGUUUUAAGUCCAAACUUACCAUCCUUGAGAAUCGAGGUUUUUUUGGUUUCGGCGACAUUCUCACUCGCGACCGGUUUUGCCUCUCUCGGGUCUCAUCAGCAACAUGGUAGACCAGAAGUUUGUCUUUUAUUUGUAUUCUCUUGACGCCCCCCCCCCCCCCAGUUAAAGAAACGAAUUAUUCAGAGCCAGAGGGAAGGAAAUAAUUUCAAGGUAUAAUCGACGAUCGCGAAAUGUGUCCACAGUGUCAUAUACAUCAAAGAGUUCUUAACUUUUUUAUUGGCAAUUUGACAGGAGAGUCUGAAAUAUUUUUGGCGAGGCGGGGGGGUGGUUGAGGAGGGAGGUGGGCAGGGAACGUCCCCCUUUCCCCCCCCCACUCCCCACCCAACCUCCCUCUGCAGUUACCCAGUGACCCCAUUCUUCGGAUUGUAAGACGCUCCCGAAGGUAAGACGCACCCUCAAACCUGUGGCAAUAAAGCCAUGCAAAUCUGGCCUCACGCGCACAUCAAACUAAACUAUUUGGUUUUUUUUUCUAUUUGGCCAGGUGAGGCCCCACUGAGCUGCAUGGCUCUCGUUCAGAAGCGACAUCGCCACAAAUGAUGGCUCAACGAAAGGUGGCCUAUCACGUGGACAUUUAUAGCAGCCAAAUAUAUUUGAAUAAACCUCCCGGAUUAAUUAUACGAAGUCGCGCUCUUAACUUUUGGCGGGGGGAGGGGCGAGAAGGGUUGGGGGGGGGCGGAAAAAGCAAGCGCGUCUCACGAUCCGGAGAAGGCGGCACCACUCAUCGAUCCCACAGCGAACAACAAAAUAGCGAGGUGGGGGGGGGGGCGGGGUUUGGUUGGAUCUCUCUCGAUCGCUUUGUGACGCGUCGAGUGACGUCAGCGCGCGCGCGCGCGUGGCACGCGGAGUGUUGGAGCGUGCGUCGCCUGUCCCCCUCCCAUGCCCCUCCACACACCCUGGACCCGACCGCGCGGACUCUGCCGUUGCUGCUGCUGCUGCUGCAGCAGCACACGGCCGCGCCUGCCUUGUCCACUACCCGGCUCGCAGCGGGCAAACAAAAUGAAUCCUUUCAACUUCUCGUUGUGCUCGACGAAGUCGCGGUGCCCAUUACUGUCGGCGGCCCAUCCCAAUUGGGCCUGCACUCCCGAGAGGCCUACCCCUUGCCACUCGACGUCGAGCGCCUGUCGGCUGCCCAAGUGCGAUGCCUGAUAACUCGUCGCCGUGCCUUUGUGUUUUUUUUUUUGGGGGGGGGGGGGGUCUGCCCCAAAAGUGAAGUGAUUUAGACUUUUUUUAAUAGUUUCGUUCAGUUUUUGCACAGCUUACCCAGACAUAUUCCCAGUGCCUGUCCGUCCAGCGUCCGACUGACGCACGCACGCGCGUCGCGCUCGGCUCCUUAGCCUAGGCGUGGUGGUUGACACCCGUUUUGCCAACCUCGUUACCGCAGUGAUUGGCAUCGUUAUCAUCACUGCUAUCAAUAAGUGGCUGGCACUCAUGACAUUAGAUGGCUGCUUUGGCGUGCCCGUGUGUGUCUGCCUGUGUGUGAUUGUCUCUAUGUCUGUGUGUGUGUCUGUAUUUGUAUGCGUGUCUUAUUUGUGUCUCUGUGUGUUUACGUGUGAAUGUCUGUGUGUAUGUAUAUGUCUGUAGUUGGACGUGCCCGUGUGUGUGUGUAGGCCUAUGUGUUUGCCAGUGUGCGUCUGUGUGUGUCUCUGCGUAUUAUGUAUGUGGUGUGGUUGUGUAGACUCGUGUAUGCGUGUGUGUGUGCAUUUAUCUGUAUCGUGUCGACGCAGUUCCCUCUUUAACAAAAUCCAUUUUGAUAUUAAAACAACAGGCAACAUGUGCACCACAGUAUGUAGCUGUAACCAAGACCAGGUCUCUCGAAUAAAAUUGCAAAAACAAAAUAGAUACAAUUUCUAAUAACAAAACACUGGCGUGCCAUAACACAAGCACACGCACAUUCAUAACACACACACACGGAAAGUCGUACAUUCAUAACACAACACAAACAUGCAAAGUCAUACAUUCGUAACACAAUCACACGCACAUGCUAGAAGAAUUAAUCUAUGUGUAACACACACACACCGCAAUCAAACAAGAACAUUCAUUCGUACAAUCGCGGCAGAUGUGAUUCUGUUCAAUUCUCCAUCUAUGGGGGAGGGGGGGGGCUACAAAAAAACUCAUCGUUCGCGGUGUUCCGUAGAUGUUGAACAGACGUGGCUUUAGUUUAAAGGCCCCCCUUAAACACCUCUCCUAAACACCACCCCCUCUGCCCCCCACGCUCAAGGUCCCUUCUGUUCACCGAAGGAAGACGCAGGCAGGGGUGGACCCCUCUCCCGAGCAAACACAACGCGCGCACCGCCCCUCUUAUCUUUGUAUCCAACACACAGAGAGACCCCCCCCACCACCACGCACACCUUCAUAACCUUAACAGACUUUUGGGGCAAGUUGCUGUCAGCGAGUGCCACUUAUGAAGGCAGGGCGCCGGGGCACACGAGGGCGGAUCGCCAGCACCACAAUCCGACAGCCUUUGUCUCCCAAGUGGCGAUGGUUUUUGUUGUUGUUGACACACCGGACCUAGCGGGGAUGGGAUGGGGGGCUCAAGGAUAGGUGCAGAUAAUCGUCACUCGUGUCCGGUGGCCGUGAGCGGAAAUCGAACUCGGGCCGCCGGAUUCGCAGUGUAGCGCAGCGCUAACCACUGCACCACCGCUCCCCAUCCGUAUCUCAACAAAGACGAGCACACGCGCACGCGCGCACAUGGACACUCACGCCGCCUCUAUUACUGCAUCGUCCGGGGCUGCGUCAAAGCGGAAGUUGUCUCCGGUUUUUUUUUCAAUUCCAAUUUGCGAAGCUUUGAAACUCGUGGCCACGAACGGCCCAGCGACACCGCGCGCGCGGCACCGGACAGGGUAACCACGACAACAACAACAACACGCGUAGACCCGCGUGCUCACGAUCAUAAGACGCUCCGCGAAGUAAGACGCAGGCCCCUUUCCCCACCCACUCCCCCAUCCAAAAAAAACCCUGUGCCCGGUCUCCAUAGAGUAGCACAAUUCCGAGCUCACGCGCACGCACCUACCGGAUAAUGUAACCCCCCCCCACCCCGCACAUUUGCUUUGAGUACGGGGGGGGGGGGGUGCUUCUUAUAAUCCGGUACAAGAUUAAAGAGCUGGUGUUUGUGUUCCGGGGAGCGUGGGUGGUGAGUGAGUAGGAGUGAGUAGGAGUCGUUCUUUUUCCUUCAGCGCGCUGUUAUUUGAGGAAGGUGGUAUUUAAACAGCCGAGGUGUGGUUGCGUUUGGGGUGGGUGGGGGGGGUAGAGGUGAUUUACAAUUAUAAUUAUUGUUACUAUUAUAAUAUCACGUAAUUACUUUAUUGGUGUUAACAUGAAAGCUAAGUGGAUGCAUCUGUGCCGUAGCCUUGAGUGUGUUUUUUUUUCCUAAAUGGGUUUUCUGUGCCAUGUCUAACUUCACAUACAUCCACCACCGCCACCACCCCGCAUUCAAACAACAACAGCAGCAGCCCGACAUUCGCCACCACUAAGCGACGGAUGACGUCACGCCGCAGGGCUUGUGCCAGGCCAGGUGCAACUCACCUUGCGAGGCUCCGUGGCGCGCGCAAAGGUGCGCGGGGAUUUCCCCCAGGAUACCCUCCCCAGGCUGUUAUAGGUUUAGCGGACUGAGACGAUUGAGACGACGGUGAUGAUGGAUGGUGAUGGGCAGUGAUGAUGGUAAAUGCACCACGUGUGCUAGUCCGCUGCUGUGCUACCUCCCACACCCCCUCGAUUCUCAACUCGCGGUCGCAAGUCGUCUUCUUGUCACGUGCAGUCGGUGCACCGCUACAGUGAUUUGUGGGCUGUCUCUUUGUUCACUCUCCUCUCUCUCUCUCUCUUCUGAUCUCUGGCGCACUGACUUUACGUAGUGACGGCUGCAUUAAACCACUGAGCGCUAAGUACCACUGAAAUACUCAAUUGGUAAUCAAGGCAUUGAAAGGCAAUUGACUUUGUGUUAUUAAUUAUAGUAUGUGUUUUGUUUUUUUGUCAAAAUGGGUGUUUGGUUGGUAAAGAAUAUUUUUGAUGUUGGUGUUAGGAUACUGCUGUCGCUCAGCAUGGUGAGGUAUGGUCAUAUUAAACCCUGUGACCCGCACAGCCGAGGGGAGGUCCUCAUCCAGCAGUGAAUUGACCAAGGGUUGUACGUGAACAAUGUACAAAUCUUGAUUUAAAGCUUUCGUGACUGCAGGGAUUCAUAUUCUUGGUUCUUUCGGUAAAAAAAUUCUUGCUGUGGUUUUCACACCUGAUGAUGAUUGCUUGUGUUGCAGUCGAAACGUCGUGAGAAUUUGUUUAAAUUGUUUUAUUGUUUCCCUUCUACGUGGCUUUACCGAAAGAACCAAGAAAAAUGUACAAAUCUAUUGCCAUAGCUGCCACUGAUGAAGCCAAAGUCCAUUUAGAAAAUUGACACCGCACAGCCAAUUAGCCUACAUGCUACAGACAUGUAUUUAAGAACCGCGGUCAAUUGCUCUAUAGUCGUGCCAUUCCAGAAAUAUACGAAUAUAUUUACAGUGAGACUUUGGAGUAAAACAAAAUGAACUCUUAAUUUUAUUACCACUCUCAGUUUGCCUACUGCAACGCCGGGAAUUAUAGAUCCUCACGAAUCUCAUUGAUGAACUGAUUGGUUUGUUAAUUGAUUAAAUGGUUGGUUGUUUUGUGAAUAGAAUGGUUACUUGAUUGUUUGAUGGGUUGGUUGUAUACUUGAUUGAUGGUUUGGUCAGUCGAUUGAUUAAUUGAUUUUUGCAUUGGUUGAUUAGUAUGGCGAUUAAUCGAUUUAUGAAUUAGUCAGUUGGUUGAUUAAUGGAUUAAUUGCGCGGUGGGGAAAUCCCUUAAUUAACGUGCCAUGGUUUUUUAUACAAACGCGGGAUGCGACGCGGGGCCUUAAACUACACUUCAUGAUGCUUAAUUACUCGGCUCGAGAAAUUGGCAAACGAUAAAUUCACAACAACAGGUGAAGUCGCGGUUAUUUUUCCCGAGGAUGUCAACUCAUCUCCUGUUUACAAGCCCCCGGGAAAUAGCGGAGGAAAGUCCACACUUCACAAUGCCGGUGGACGAGCCAUUGACCAUCCGAUGGCCAAAUUGUCAAAUAAUUUGCGCCUUGAUUUAGAUCUGAGCCUCGGUCAACAAUCACUCUGGGCUGUACGCUGGACGCGACAACACCGCGUGAAACGUUGCCACUGAAGACAAAUUUACAAAUUCACACCGCGCGUUAUAGCGACCAUCACUGGUAAAUCGCACGACGCCGACAUCACGUGACACGAGUUGCUGUAUUAACCCGACCUAUAUUAAAUACUUAGGUGUAGCCUUUACACGAUUU